Messenger RNA from Drosophila bipectinata, 1689 nucleotides. It is a transcript of the gene Cyp6d4, whose product is annotated as Cytochrome P450 6d4. The record is from RefSeq and is a predicted model, not a curated record. Gene Ontology annotation, molecular function: iron ion binding; oxidoreductase activity, acting on paired donors, with incorporation or reduction of molecular oxygen; monooxygenase activity. Lineage: Eukaryota; Metazoa; Arthropoda; Insecta; Diptera; Drosophilidae.
CCUGCAAGUUUCAACCUCAACCCCAAUAUGUUUUCGCUACUACUAUUGCUGGCCUCGCUAUUGACUUUGGCGUGGUUCUACCUUAAGCACCACUAUGAUUUCUGGCAACGUCGCGGGCUUCCAGUCUACGAGCCGUCCGGGAUUCCAUUCGGUUGCUUGGACUCUGUGUGGCGGCAGGAGAGGAGCAUGGGCUUGGCCAUUCACGACGUGUACUUGAGAACAAAGGAAAAGGUUGUGGGCAUUUACCUGCUCUUCCGUCGGGGAGUGCUGAUCCGGGAUGCUGCUCUAGCACGCCGGGUGCUGACCCAAGAUUUUGCCAGCUUCCACGAUCGCGGAGUGUAUGUGGAUGAAAAGAAUGACCCCCUGAGUGCCAGUAUAUUCUCCCUGCAAGGCCAGAGCUGGCGCUCCAUGAGACAUAUGUUGUCGCCGUGCUUUACAUCUGGAAAAUUAAAGGCAAUGUAUAGCACUUCUGAAGACAUUGGCGACAAGAUGGUCACCCACCUUCAAAAGGUUCUACCAGAGGAGGGAUCGCAGGAGGUGGACCUCAAAAAAGUUAUGCAAAAGUAUGCUGUGGAUAUCAUUGCCUCAACCAUUUUCGGAUUGGAUGUUAACAGCUUCGAGCAUCCGGACAACAAAUUCAACAAUUUGGUAUCAUUGGCUCGAACCAACAACCGGUUCACGGCACUUUUUGGCAUGAUGAUAUUCCUGGUUCCGUCUAUUGCGCAAUUGCUGUUUAAAGUCGGCUUCAAAAACCCAGUCGGUCUCGCCAUGCUGGAAAUCGUCAAGGAAACCAUUGAGCACAGGGAGAAACACGGAAUUGUUCGCAAGGAUCUGCUGCAGUUGCUCAUGAAUUUCAGGAACACUGGAAAAAUAGAGGAGAAUGACGAAAAAUGUUUCAGUAUACAGAAAUCGCCCGAAGGUCAUAUCAAGGCCAUUUCAUUAGAGGCUAUUACCGCCCAGGCCUUUAUAUUUUACAUUGCUGGCCAGGAGACAACUGGAUCAACAGCGUCCUUCACCAUUUACGAGUUGGCUCAGUACCCUGAGCACCUGAAACGUCUUCAGGCGGAAGUGGACGAGACUUUGGCCAAGAACGAUGGAAAGAUUACAUAUGAUGCACUCCAAAAAAUGGAGUUUCUUGAGUUGUGCCUUCAGGAGACCCUCCGCAAGUACCCUGGUCUUCCUAUGUUGAACCGCGAAUGCACUCAGGACUACACUGUGCCCGAUACAAAUCACGUCAUCCCGAAAGGUACUCCGGUUGUUAUUUCUUUGUAUGGACUUCACCGGGAUGAAGAGUUUUUCCCCAACCCGGACACCUACGAUCCCUAUCGGUUCACGGAGGAGAGCCACAAUUACAGUCCCACCGCAUUUAUGCCUUUCGGGGAGGGUCCUAGAAUAUGCAUUGCCCAGCGAAUGGGACGCAUGAAUUCCAAGCUGGCCAUCGUCAAGAUCCUGCAGAACUUCAACGUCGAAGUGAUGAGCAAGCGCGAGCUGGAAUACGAAACCCAUGGAAUAGCCCUGAUGCCCAAACAUGGAGUCAAAGUGCGUUUGUCAAAAAGAGUUCCGAAUUUGGCAUAAAUUAUAAAGACAUUAGGCCAUUCCGCGCUCUCUCCAUGAAAAAAAAAUAGUAAAAACCCAAAAAAACUAAUAUAACUAAUAUAAUAAAGAAAUAACAAAUGCUUGUAGCCUGUA